Messenger RNA from Labeo rohita (rohu), 1597 nucleotides. RefSeq names its product WD repeat and FYVE domain containing 2 (gene wdfy2). Lineage: Eukaryota; Metazoa; Chordata; Actinopteri; Cypriniformes; Cyprinidae. Gene Ontology annotation, molecular function: protein binding; metal ion binding. The transcript is spliced from 12 exons. The record is from RefSeq and is a predicted model, not a curated record. Bases 256 to 1458 code for a protein of 400 amino acids.
CACUUCGCAAACGCAUGCAUCUGCGAUUCAUUUGAAAGUCGGAUCGUCUGUGUACGCGCAUAGCGAGAUCAGAACACGCGCGUGUCUUUAGCAAACACAGCAUAGAGAUCGUGUUUGACUGUAACCAGAACAGGCUGUGAGAGGUAAUCAGCUGACCUGCAGCAUCCCUGUCCGUCUGCAGGUCUAAUAAUCGACCUGCGCUCAGCUUGUUAUGCUGCCGAGAGAGGCUUCAGGUGACGGAGAAACUACAGCGCCAUGGCGGCAGAGAUUCACCCGCGUCCGCAGACACGAAAGCCCGUCCUGUUGAGUAAAAUCGAGGGUUUCCAAGAUGUGGUGAACACGGCUGUGAUCAUCCCCAAAGAGGACGGGGUUAUAAGCGUAUCUCAAGACAGGACAAUCCGUGUGUGGUUGAAGAGGGACAGUGGUCAGUACUGGCCCAGUGUCUAUCACACAAUGCCAGUGGCGUGUUCAUGUAUGUCAUUUAACCCAGAGACAAGGAGGAUCUCUGUAGGAUUGGAAAAUGGCAGUGUGUCGGAGUUUGUCUUAUCGGAGGACUACAACCAAAUGACUCCUGCACGAACAUAUCAGGCUCAUCAGGGUGGCGUGACUGUGGUGCUGUUUGUUUUAGAGAUGGAGUGGGUUCUAAGCACAGGUCAGGACAAGAGCUUUACAUGGCACUGCUCAGAGAGCGGACAGCAGCUGGGCACAUACCGGACCACAGCAUGGGUGUCUGGACUACAAUUUGAUGUGGAGACCAGGCAUGCCUUCGUUGGAGAUCAUUCCGGUCAAGUGACAAUCCUAAAGCUGGAGCAGGACAACUGCAGCCUUGUCACCACCUUUAAAGGCCACACAGGCAAUGUCACAGCCCUCUGUUGGGAUCCUGUGCAGAGGGUUUUAUUCUCUGGUAGUUCUGAUCAUUCAAUCAUCAUGUGGGACAUUGGAGGCCGUAAAGGAACAGCCAUUGAGCUGCAGGGACACAAUGAUAAAGUGCAGGGUUUGUGUUACGCUCCUCACACGCGCCAGCUCAUUUCCUGUGGCUCGGAUGGAGGAAUAGUUAUCUGGAAUAUGGACGUCACACGACAAGAGACUCCUGAGUGGCUUGACAGUGACUCGUGUCAGAAGUGUGAACAGCCAUUCUUCUGGAAUUUUAAACAGAUGUGGGACAGUAAGAAAAUUGGCCUGCGACAGCAUCACUGUAGGAAGUGUGGCCAGGCUGUGUGUGGAAAGUGCUCCUCUAAACGUUCCACUAUUCCUCUAAUGGGAUUUGAGUUUGAGGUGCGAGUUUGUGACAGCUGUCACGACUCCAUUACAGAUGAGGAACGGGCGCCCACUGCAACAUUCCAUGACAGUAAGCACAGCAUCGUACAUAUGCAGUAUGAACCAACCAGGGGCUGGCUGCUCACCUCCGGGACAGACAAGAUCAUUAAGCUAUGGGACAUGACUCCAGUGGUAUCAUGAGAAUUCCUCUGUCGUCUGCAAGCGGGAACUACGAAUCAGUGCUGAACCUGAACUGAGAGCCAUGUGUUUGUGGAGAAUGUUCAGACUUCAGAUCACUUUCCAUGGGCAGCUUCAUUUCAUGGAGGGAAAAACUCAAGGA